Messenger RNA from Acanthocheilonema viteae, 1557 nucleotides. The record is from the annotation of a GenBank genome assembly. NCBI's taxonomy places the organism in Eukaryota, Metazoa, Nematoda, Chromadorea, Rhabditida, Onchocercidae.
AUGGUGAAGGGUGAUGAGAAAACAUAUGUUGAAAAGAACUGCUAUGAUGAUGUACCAUGCACAGGUGGUACAACAACGCAUAUCCUUGAAGCAGUUGGUACUGAACGAUUAGCAUUUAAGGUGAAAUUAAAGGAAAAAUAUUACGAUUUGUAUCAGGUAUCGCCACCGCUUGGUUUCGUAAAACCUGGCGUUAAGAAAAAGCUUUUUCUGAGACGAUUGCCUGGAAAGCCAGGAAAAACAAAAUUAGUGGUGGAGUAUAUUGCAUCACCAGAAGGUUAUGAUCCAAGGAAGCCGUUUAUUGAAGGUGCUGAAGUAGGCGUAUUGAAUUUACGCGUAAGAGCAUAUAGUGAUAAAAAAUUACCAGAUAAGACGCCGAAGAUUACGGGUAAAUUGGUAACAAAAACAGGACAAAAGUUUACGCCGACAAUAGGUUACGAUGAUCUUAAAAUAGAAACAGAAAUUGAGCAAUUGUUCAAAGAUAAAGAGAAGUUAGUAUCAUCAAAGAUGAAAAAAAAAGAAGUAAAAGAAAAAGUUGAAAAGGAAGUAAAAGGAAAAGUUGAAAAGGAAUUAAAAGGAAAAGUCGAAAAGGAAGUAAAAGAAAAAAUUGAAAAGGAAGGGAAAAAAAAAGUUGAAAAAGAAGUAAAAGAAAAAACUGAGAAGGAAGGGAAAGGAAAACCUGAAAAGGAAGAAGAGGAAAAAGAGGAAAGUCCUAGUUCAAGUGAUGAGAAUGCUCCAAUUCAAGUGGUUAUACCAAAUUUGUGGAAAGAUUUAAAUGUUGCUCAGAUGCAAAAGAGUAAUGACGAAUUAAAAGUGAUAUUGGAAGCUGUAACGAAUGAAAAUAAACGAUUGGAAGAAGUUAUCAAGCAAAUGAUGCAAGAAAUUACUUUCCUUCGUGAAUCGCUUCUCUCAAUUGUAAUGAAAUUAGGAACUGUGGCAACAACAGGUGUGGCGACAGCGGCGACAACAUCAGCAGAUGGUGGUCAAGCAGCAUUAACCACUCCUAUCAGUACCUCUCCUAUGGCAGGAAAAAGUGGUAGUGCUAUCAGUGCUAGUAAAACUUCUGCUGCUACCGAUGUCAGUCUUACUGCUACAAGUCAUGCUGCUGGAGGUGUUAGUGCUAGUUCCGUUGGUGCCACUGGCACUAAAAGUCCUGUUUCCAGAACUGCUAGUGGUGCUAAAAGUCCAAUUAGUGUUGGUAAAGGUGGUAAAUUUGAUCAAACCGGUGCUGGUGCUGAAAUUGACAAUUACUUAUCAGCCAUGUUAGCUGGAGGUGGACCCACAGGUGGAGCAAAAAAAAGUGAUGGGAGUUCCCCGACUGAUGCUGGUGAAAAGAAGGAAUUCUCACUCUACUUUACGGGUUAUGCUGGUGGUAGCAAAAACAGUACAUAUAUAAGCGCUUCCAGUCCAAGUACCGCUAAAGCUAAAGAUCUUAGCUUUGCUUUCGGAAACACUGCUGAUCAACUCGGCAGCAGCGGUCGUCCUUAUAGUCCAAGUGGCAGUCCCAGUAGUGGUAGUGGUGGUGGCCGUGCUUAUCGUACAUCAUCAGUUUAUCUUUGA